AUGGAUCACUACAUGCCUGAAAUCUUCUGGCACGACCGUCAAGGACUUCUUUCAGUCGACGUGCACUGGGAAGUACGCGACGGGAAUCGAUACAAAAUUGUCACUUCUAGUGUUCAAAAAGAGGUGAGUCAAUUUAGAUUCAUUUAACUUUAAAAAAUCCGGAAUUUUAGGUCAGGAUUUGGGAAUUGGAGUUCGAGCCCUCCGAAAACUCGACACCCUCGCCGCUCUCCGUCUCGUUCAUCGCUAAUCUGGUGUUUCACAAUCAGGCCAUCAACCAGGUCAAGUUCAGUCCGAGCACCGAACGUGAGCAUUCCUUUUUUCGAUAGGAAACUCUGAAUCUUCAAAAUUUCAGAUAAUCUUCUAGCGUCCGGCGAUUGUGAAGGCCGAAUUACCAUUUGGAAGCAGCUCGACACGCCGGCCCCACCACCACAAGACGAAAUGCCGCCGAACAAGGAGAAUUGGGUCAGGUUUAAAGUUCUCAAUCACAAUAGUGAUGUGAAUGCGUUGUGCUGGAAUCCGGACGGAACGCAGGUCGCUUCGGUUUCCAACGAUCAUACUCUAGCUGUUCAUGAGGCACUCACCGGUGAGGAUUUAGCCAUAAAUCACUGAAAAAUGCAUAAUUUUACAGGAAAACGACUAAUUUCCGUAGGAAACUUUCGCAGCCCCAGCGGAGUAUCGUGGGAUCCACGGGGCAAGUACCUCGUCACAAUGUCCUCGGACCGACGGAUGGAUUUGAUCGACGCUGUGAAGGGCACCCGCAUCAAGCACUUCUCCACGGCCCCUCUGCCCGCUCUCACUCUUCCCUGGUCGAGCGGAGACGUGCAACUGGAGGAGAAGCCGCACAAGCUGUUCCAUGACGAUCAACUGUUCAGUUUCACGCGCGUUCUCUCGUUCUCGCCCGACGGAGAGUUCAUUGCGGCGCCGUGCGCGCAUCUGGAGCUCGGAUCCACAGAUGUGUACGGAACGUAUCUCUUCAAAAGAGGAGAUCUUGGGAUGUUAGUUAUAAGAUUUAACACAAUAAUCACACUUUUUGUUGCAGAAAAGACGCUCCGUUUGCAUUCUAUCCAUCGUCAAAGCCGACGUUCCUUGUGAAGUUCUCGCCAGUCUACUUCAGUCUUCUCAAAAAACAAGAAAAUCGACUAGGCCUUCCGUACCGUCUCGUCUGGAUCACUCUGAACAAGGACGCCAUCUAUUUCUACGACAGUCAGCACGCGCAUCCGAUCGGCGUCGUCGACAACAUUCACUUCAACUCGCUGACCGACGCCACGUGGAGCCAGGACGGAAAGGUUCUGGUGAUCUCGUCGCUCGAGGGCUACUGCAGCUUCAUCAAGUUCACAUUGACCUCGUGGGGAGAAGUGGUGACGGAGGUCGUGCCGAUGUGCUCCACUCCGAAUCUGAUCGAGGAGAAGAAGACGAAGAAGCGGAGGACGACUGCGGUGGCGGCGGCGGAAAAGGAGAAGGAGAAAGAGGAGGAAGCGGUGAAGACGCCGUCGCGGAAGGAACCGUCGACUCCGAAGACUCCAGCGCUGACCAAGUUCUUCAAGAAGAAUCUCUCGGCGAGCACCCCCGAAGCGCCAAAAUCGAACGGCGCGAAGAAGAGAAUCCAGCUGGAUUCGACAACCUAA
Molecule: messenger RNA, 1625 nt
Organism: Caenorhabditis sp. 36 PRJEB53466
Lineage: Eukaryota; Metazoa; Nematoda; Chromadorea; Rhabditida; Rhabditidae
Source: the annotation of a GenBank genome assembly